Oppiella nova is the source of this 1366-nucleotide messenger RNA. The record is from the annotation of a GenBank genome assembly. Lineage: Eukaryota; Metazoa; Arthropoda; Arachnida; Sarcoptiformes; Oppiidae.
AAAGACUUGACUUGAAAUUAUUUAUUUUCAGUCUUAAGUCACCGUUUGAUCGAAACAUUUAUUCAUUGAAAACACUACCAGUGCUACUAAAAUGUCUUUCCAAAUUAAAAACCUAUUCUCCCGUUUAUACAAAACGGCAUUUGAUAUAAUAUUAUACACAUUAAUAUUCGCCACAAUUUUAGCGUUACUUCCAAACCAUUUGUUUGUCAACUUUCCGAUUGAGCCGAAGAGUUAUGAAUUAGUGGUUCCCGAGAAAGUGGACAACUGGAACAAUGACUUAGUCGACAAAAGUGAGCUCUUGUUGAAAGGAGUAGUCAUAGGACCAGAAUCUUUGGCCAUUAAAGACAACUUCAUAUACACGGGUCUCGCAGAUGGAAGACUCGUUGAGAUCAAUAAGAAGACACUUAAGACCAGAGAUAUAUCCCGUUUUGGAACUAAACUUCUUUGCAAAACUGAAGACAUCGCUGAUUGCGGACGAGUUCUUGGCGUUCGGUUCCAUAAUGACGGCCAUCUCUAUGUCAUUGAUUAUGUGAACGGAUUGUUUCGCGUCAAUGUGACCACUGGUGUCAAGGAGUUGAUUGACUUUAAGAACCCAGAAAUCAAAGGAUUUUAUGAUGACCUCGAAUUUGAUCCCAAACUUAAUAUCGUCUAUAUUUCAAUCCUAACCUCCAAAUGGCAAUUAAAUCAAGUGAUGUACGGGUUGCUUGACUAUGAUGAUACGGGAUAUGUUUUUGCUUAUAACUUUGAUACCAAAACAAGUGUUAAACUAAGAACUGGAAUACGAUUUGCAAAUGGACUUCAAUUAAGUGCCGACAAGAAGUAUCUAUUAGUGGCCGAAACCCAAAAUCUGAGAAUUUCCAAGAUUUCACUGCAAACUAUUCAUAAGGCUAUCAAAGCUAACCGACAAUUAACUGACACUGAAUACGAAGUUUUUGCUACACUUCCCGGAGAACCCGAUAAUAUCAGACUCGACCCGAACGGCGAUGUAUUGGUGGGAAUGUUUGCCGUCAGACAUAACGGCAAAGUAGGCUUUGAUUACCUCACCUCAUGGCCAUUGAUUAGCAAAGGAGUCGCCCGAACAAUGUAUGUGUUAUCACUUGCUAUCACUGCCAUCAACGAUAACACCAUCGGAAGCAGUGGUUUGAGAGCCAUUGCAAUUGAUUUAUACACGGGUCAGGCACUCGGCAAGUAUUUGCCCACAACUGGGGCUGUCAUCAAAUUGGACGGAAAGACAGGUCAAAUAAAACAAAUUUUGGGCUCAAAUAAGUUUAAUGGAGUGACAGAAGCAGUGGUUGAUAACAACGGCGAUCUCUAUUUCGGUUCAUUUCACAGUCCAUUCUUAGGCCGAAUUAAAAAAGGAAACUUU